UUGCUUGUUCCGCUCUCCGGCUGCUCUUCUCGCUCAGGGCGGGCGAGCGGCGGCUGGAGAUGGCAGCCGCCCUGCAGCGCGUCGAACGGCUGUCCAGUCGGGUGAUUCGCGUCCUGGGCUGUAACCCGGGCCCCAUGACCUUGCAGGGCACCAACACCUACCUGGUGGGGACCGGCCCCAGGAGAAUCCUCAUUGACACUGGAGAACCAGCAAUUCCAGAAUAUAUCAUCUGUUUAAAGCAGGCUCUGACAGAAUUUAACACAGCAAUCCAGGAAAUCAUAGUGACCCAUUGGCACCGUGAUCAUACCGGAGGCAUAGGAGAUAUUUGUAAAAACAUCAAUAACGACAGUACAUACUGCAUUAAAAAACUCCCACGGAAUCCCAAGAGAAAAGAAACUGUAGGAGAUGGAGAGCAACAGUAUGUUUAUGUGAAAGAUGGAGAUGUGAUUAAGACUGAAGGCGCCACGCUAAGAGUUAUAUACACACCUGGCCACACUGAUGAUCAUAUGGCCCUACUUUUAGAAGAGGAAAAUGCUCUCUUUUCUGGAGAUUGCAUCCUAGGGGAAGGCACAACCAUAUUUGAAGACCUCUAUGAUUAUAUGAGCUCCCUAAAAGAGUUAUUAAAAAUCAAAGCUCAAGUUAUAUAUCCAGGACAUGGCCCAGUAAUCCAUAAUGCCGAAGCUAAAAUUCUACAAUACAUUUCUCACAGAAAUAUCCGAGAACAGCAAAUUCUUACAUUGUUUCAGGAGAACUCUGAAAAGUCAUUCACAGCAAUGGAUCUUGUAAAAGUUAUCUACAAGGAUACUCCUGAGCAUUUACAUAAAAUGGCCGAACAUAACAUCUUACUUCAUUUGAAAAAACUAGAAAAGGAAGGGAAAAUAUUUAGCAACAUGGAUCCUGAGGAGAAAUGGAAAGCUCACCUUUAGUUUCAGCUUAAAGAAAGAUUGUGUGGUUCUGUUUGUAGAGAAUGGUAUGUUUUGUUAACUAUUAGUUAUUUACAGAGAAUAUAGCAUGUGGAACGUUGAAAAUAAUCCUAAAUAUACUGUAAAAUAAUAUCAUACUUAUUCUAAAGUAUGUAAAUUACAUUUUGCACCUAUAAUAUUAGCUAUGUGUCUCACCUAGGUCUUAUAACAUUUUACCGAAAAUUCAAAAUCCAACAGUUUAUCCAUUUUCAAUACAUAAAAUAAGUUUCUUUUAAAGUUAUAAAAGUUAUGUCAUUUAAACUGGAUAUUAUUCUUAGAGGUUAUUUAUCUAUUACCAGUGGUCAGUAAUACUGUUUUUUCUAGCUGCUUCAAUUAACAGCACAGAUUUCAGUGUAAUCCUUCCUUUUCUGCAACGUUUGUCUACAUCUGUAGAUUACAGGCUUGUUUUCAUAUUUCUAUCAAUUAUAUCAUGAUUAUAUAUCAGUUCUAUACCUCUGUAUCGUGUAUAUUUUCUCCUAGUGGCAUCCCACAAAUGAUUUAUAUAAAUCAACUUCUGGUAAUAGAAAAAUAUUAAAUUCCCAAUUAAAGUCAUUGUAAAUAAAUCACUAUUUCUGUUAUCCAUUAGUACAACCAACUUACUUUCCAAAUUUAGGUUUUCAUAUAUAGUCAUCAGCACAUAUAUGAAUUAUAUACCAAAGUUUUUAAAAUUAGAAUAUUAUAAGACAGAAUUUUUUAUAAGAAGUGUUUUUAAAUCGUGGUUAGGGGACUUCCGUGGUGGCACAGUGGUUAAGAAUCCACCUGCCAGUGCAGGGG
This is a messenger RNA of Kogia breviceps (pygmy sperm whale), 1736 nucleotides long. RefSeq names its product endoribonuclease LACTB2. Gene Ontology annotation, molecular function: RNA endonuclease activity; single-stranded RNA binding. Gene Ontology annotation, cellular component: mitochondrial matrix. The record is from RefSeq and is a predicted model, not a curated record. NCBI's taxonomy places the organism in Eukaryota, Metazoa, Chordata, Mammalia, Artiodactyla, Physeteridae.